CUCUUGGAUGUUCCGCCUUUGUCAAAGCCCGGCGCACUGGGAAAGAGCGCUUGGAACACCCGUGGAUGGACGGUCCAAGAAUUCCUUGCUCCCAAAGUCAUUCUCUUCUAUCAGAAUGAUUGGACUCCUUAUCUCGACGAUCGCACUCCCAAUCACAAGAAUUCCAUCGCGAUCAUGCAGGAGUUGGAGGAUGCGACGGGGAUAGACUGACGAGCAGUCGUGGCUUUCCGUCCCGGGAUGAGAAACGCCCGAGAGAAACUUCAGUGGGCGUCGACGCGUACUACCACGUUGCAAGAAGAUAUAGCAUACUCGUUAUUCGGGGUCUUUGGCGUCCGCCUGCAUGUUGAUUAUAGCGAGAAGAAGCAGAACGCGCUCGGGCGACUCCUGCAAGAAAUCAUAUCUCAGUCCGGUGAUAUUACUGCGCUGGACUGGGUUGGAAAGUCAUCAGAGUUCAAUAGCUGUCUACCAGCCAACAUCACUUCAUACGAAGCUCCACCAUGCACGCUGCCAUCUCCAUCCGAAGAUGAGAUUCAGGCAUCGGUCUCCUCGCUGCGCAGUGUUGUGGAUCUACAGUCGGCUUCGCAAUUAUAUCAGACACUUGACUACCAGAGCGCUCCCCGUUUUGCGCAUCGCCGGUUGCAUCUGCCUUGCAUUGUAUUCCCGGUCACAGAAGCCAGGCGGAGGUCUGGUUAUGACCAGAAUACAUAUACUUAUGAAAUCAAGUCAGAAGGGCUUCGCAACCUGCAUAUCACCACAGAAGACAGGUUCACGCCUUUCUCGCCGGCAAGGCCGCCGCCCGUCUGGCAGACGGUAUUGCUCGUUCGUCCAUGGAGUCGUCAUCUCCUCGGGCUGCAUGACAAUGCAGACGAUACGCAGAGCGUGGACAAUUGGUCCGUGUCCGAAUUUUCGUUGCACGAUUCAUCCGCUGCACAAACUGGGCCUAUUCAUUCGGAUUCUGACUCGCGAGCAUUGCGAUUGAUCGUCAAUCUUGGACAGCUGUUUAGUGCAUUUUUGCUAGCGCGGCAGCGCGACGGAGAAUUCAAGAGGAUCGCAUCCGAACAUGAUAUCAUUGCACAAGUUAAAGACAUAGCUUCUAUUAGCUACUUGACGGACAUCAGGACACUAGAGGUACUUUAG
Suillus fuscotomentosus is the source of this 1137-nucleotide messenger RNA. RefSeq lists its product as uncharacterized. The record is from RefSeq and is a predicted model, not a curated record. Lineage: Eukaryota; Fungi; Basidiomycota; Agaricomycetes; Boletales; Suillaceae. The coding region runs from base 238 to 1137 and encodes 299 amino acids. The transcript has a single exon.